ACCACAUCCCGCCCUCUCCCCAUUCCCCACCGGCCUCCCCUUGGAUCCUAGUCUUCCUGCAGUAGCACCGACCUGAGACACGCAGGAGGAGAAAACUAAACCCCAGUUUCUUGGAGAGAGGAGGAGCGGGAGGGGCCAGGCUGUGUCUCAGUGCAUUGUUCUGUACUCCUGUGCCAAGAAGUAGGUGAGCUGGGGAAAGUGAGCCCGAGGUAUUGCCCCUUUCAGGAAGUUUGCUCUCUCGCUUUGCGUUUGCACUGGGAGGCAGAUCGCUGCCUGGCGCUGGCCCUGGAGUCCCGGCUCCUGCUUAAUAUUCCGCCUGCUUCGCUGCUGUUGUGCUUGGCUCCUGUGGGACUGCAACUUACGGCUUGAAACUGGAGCCAAUUUUCUGUCUUCAUCUCACAGUGUUUUGACUGGAGGCAGAUCCAGUGCAGUCCGAUCGGGGCUAGUGGAAACAACUACCUAAGUCUCUUCUGUGUCUUUCGCUUGGGAGCAGGGGAGCAGAAAACAAACCCACCCACCCACCCCCACACACGCACCCACCCACACGCGCACACACACACACACACACACAGACACACCCGCGCGCGAUGUGGCUGCCGAGGCAGGGCGGCUGAGAAGGAGAGCAUGGGAAGCGAAUGAACUGAUUUGUUACAUACAAUCUGUCUCGGGCGCUCAGCAAUGACUCUGGUGCUGUCCAUGCAGAGCUUCCGCGAGCCCAUUGUCUCGGGAGGAGCGGCCGAGAUCGCGGAGUACCAGACCCUGUGGGAGUCGCCCUGUGGCGGCAAGGCUAGCCCCUCGGAGCCUCAGCAGCGGGGAGACAGGGCACCAUGUCAUCCUCUGGCAGGAUCACAUUACAGGGGAAUUUCAAAUCCUAUAACAACAUCCAAGAUCACAUACUUUAAAAGGAAAUAUGUGGAAGAAGAGGAUUUUCAUCCACCACUCAGCAGCUGUACGCAUAAAACAGUUUCUGUUUUUGAGGAGCGGGCACACAUUCUUUACAUGUCUUUGGAAAAACUGAAAUUUAUUGAUGAUCCUGAAGUCUACCUACGGAGAUCCGUCCUCAUAAACAAUUUAAUGAAGAGAAUCCAUGGAGAAAUUGUCAUGCAAAACAACUGGUGCUUCUCUGCUUGCUCUUUUGGUGGUCCCUCAUCGCAAGAGUGGUUUAUGGCUCAAGACUGUCCUUAUAGAAAACGUCUUCGGAUGGCAAAAGAGGAGUGUGAAAAGUUCCAUACUUGCUGCUUUUAUCAAGAAUGUAGCAGUCACUAUUUAAAUUUACCCUUCUCUGUUAAUACUAAUGGGGAGACUUCUUCUUCCUCUUCUUCCUCCUCCUCCUCUUCCUCCUCCUCCCCUAUAUCUUUGCCAAGUUGUUCCCACCAGGUGGAUUAUGGCAUCGACAGCACCCCUGUUUACAGGCAUGACGACCAGGUUCUUGCUAACGAAAUAUUCAUUACUAAUGCCGAGUCUCAUGGUAAUCAGGAAAAGGCAAAAUUAAAUGAUGAGAAAGGAGGUAACGAAACUGAUCAAGAUGGUAUCACUCUAAACUGUGAACCUAUGAAAGGCGACCUUGCUCUUGAAUGUAAAGGCAAAUUUUAUGAUUAUUUUGAGACUGGAUGUAAUGACAAGAGCAACAUAAAUGAAUCUUGGAAAAAGUCCUUAAGGGGAAAGGAAUCUUUGCCAAGUAAUAAAAUGUGCUGCAGCAAAGGAAGUAAAAUAUGAGCCACCUUUUUUGCUGUAACUCUGAAGCAUGCACAGCAUGUUAUCUAUCAAAAUUGUAUUUUGAAUGGAUUCUUUAUAGUUUUGUACAACGGAUACAAUCAUGCCACAAACAUUGCAGAUAGUUUUAAAUGACUGGAGAGCAGAUUGCAUAAAGCAUCUGUAUGAUCUGCAUCAGUGAGCUAGUUAUAAAUAUGGAGACUUCGUAAAGAGCACAGUUGAAUUACUGCUUACAACUAUCGUUUAGCUUUUGUUACUGAAAAUACCAAUAAACCAGAUGGGGAAAACAUACCCUUUUAUAUAUGCCCUCCCACAUUGAGUCUGCCAUUAAUUAAGAGGAACCUCCAUUAUGUUUACCAAUUAGUUAGAUGUUUGGUAAACAGAUUGAUAUUACCAGCAAGGGUGCUCUGCUUCUUGUAACACAAUAUUUGUUGUGACAAAAGACUGGAUACUAUGGACUGGGAUUAAACAGCUUCUACACUCUCAUACUGACACUGUUAAAUUCAUGUAUUUAACAGGUUUGUAAACUGACAAAGAUAGGGUGUAUUGUAAGGAAAUACCUAUUUAUGGGAUCUUAAGCAGAAAUACCACCUACAGCUCAAUCACUUGCACAUUUUCAGCUCAGCUGUAAUAAUUAAUGAGGCUUAUGGUGGUUUGUUAUUAUCUAGGGCAGGUUUUUUUGGUGCCUUACUUUUUAUCUUAAUUUUUGCCAGCGUGAAAAUUAAGUAUAAAAUCUGAGCUACAGCAGGGAUUUAUUAACCUAAACAGAAAAAAACAGGAUGGAUCAAUAUUAUUAGAAACCUGUAAUCUUUGAAAUACUGAGUUCAACUUCUUAUUCAAACAUCGCUAUUCUUCGUUUUUGAUGCUCGAUUGCUUUUUGAUUUGCUAUCCUUAGGAAGGGAUUUAAGAAACAAUAGAGAGACGUGUCUUGUAAACAAGCAUUAGAUGCUUGAGCAUUUCUAUGGCAACUGUCUGUUGCUGAGGAUCCUUUUUUUUUAAUUCUUCCAUAUAAUGAAGUUCAUGAACCAAUGGCAUGCUUUAUACUUUAUUCUGUUUAGCAUAAUUUCUCUCUUUUAGAUUGCAAAAGCAUGUGGGGGUUUUAUAUGACUUUUGCUGUUGACUUAAAACAAAACAAAACAAAAAGCACAAUGUUAAUAAAUAAUGUGGUGAUAUGAUUUUAUCUUAAAUAAAUGUUUUAAUUUUAAAAAAGAUGAUUUUGGAGAAACAGGGCUUGAAGUUUCAAUGAUUAAAGACAAAAAAUUUGGACAUACUUAGGUACAUCAUUUUAAAAUGCACAUUUUUAAAAACACACACAUUGCAUUUUUCAGGGGGUGAUUAAGAAUAUGUUGGGUCCUGGAUCCACCUAAUUUGUGGGUUCCACACCCACCUGAACAACUGUGGAUGUGCUGUGCAUACCAGCCAAAUCCAAACCAUAGAUGACACCUUAUUGCUGCCUGUCCCUGACCGGGACAUUGUGAAUCCAAACAAUAGCGUUUUCUCAUUGGUUCUUGCCUUAGGAACAAUUAGCUGUGCUCAUGCUGUCCAUUGUUCACUAAGGGUGAAAUUCACCUCUGUGAACGGAAGCAGCCCAGUUCCAAAUUGGGUGUAAAUGGGAUUUAAGGAGUGCACAGAUCUUGUGAUGGCCUCUGCACAGGAAUAAAUUUCACUUUAAGUACAGUCCAGCACUCUUUUAAGUCACUCUUUUAAGACAAUCUUUUAUCUAUGGAGUUUAUUAGUGCAGAAUCAGAUUCUGAUUCACUGCUGCAUUGGGUUCCUCUUAGAAUGUAGGCCAUGGAUUCCAAAGUGUCUCUCUUAAUCCUCCCCUGCUGUUAUUUUUCGUUAUGGCAGGUAAUAUGUGUACCCCAUAGUCAAGAUUACAAAUUGGGCAUCUUUCAUCAACACCUCCACUGGUCACUCUUGGAAGCUCACCAACAACUUUAGAUAUGUAGUUAAAUAAAGUUACCUCAAUAUUUGCAGUAUUUCCUACAGGAAGGAUAUUGAAUGCCUAGGGAAUUUUUAAAAAAACUGAGAUAACCAUUAUUUAGUGAUCUAAGACAAAACUGCCGUGUUUGUAAGAGUUAUCAUUGUAACAGGAAUCGGACAACAAAUAGAGGAAAUAUGGAUUAUGCCUGAUUUCUCCAAGACAGAAGCUUUUUUAUUAUUAAUAAUAUUAUAAAAUAUAGAUCUCAUUCAUACAGUGUAUGAGUAGGAUCAUCAUUUAGACAUUUGUCCACAAGGACCAAUUAUUUAAAAGCUGAUUUUCUUGUAUUAUACCCAGUUAGUCUAGUAAUAUCUGCUCUUUUUUUCAGUAUUUGAUAAACAUUUGAUGUUUUAAGCGUAGAUAUUAGAUCCUUGUAUACUAAUGUGUUGUUGUAGUAAAGUGAGGUUUCCUUGGUAUAUAUUUAUUAAAAUGACCAAAAUUCAUUUUGAUUUUACAUCUUUAAUGGCUGUUGGAUUCGUCCCCUAAUCCCGCCCCAAGGAAAUAUCAUUUAAUCAAAUUGUUCCAUUAUUGAAAAGAUUUAAAUUACAAUCAGUUCUUUUACCACAGAUGCAGACCAAUACAGAAGUCUAAGCUGUCCAUUUUUAGAACACUUUGGAACAGAAUUUUAAGAUAUGCUGACAAAUGUAAAAGAUUAGUUUGCGGCAUAGGAGCGGACAUCUGGGAUUGUACAGGUAGAGCUAAGGACAGAAUUGGGCCAAACGUUGCAAACUACAGUAUUCUGUUAGGGCCCAGUCAUGCAGAGUGGUGACCACUUGUGAGGUGCUGAAUGCCAUCAAGUCCCAUUGUAUUCAGCACUUUGCACACUCAGGCCCAUUUGAGAAAACUGCAUCCAAUGUAUGAAGCCAUAAUGCCAUGGUAUUAGUUUAUGGGUCUUGUUACACUCUGUUGUUGAAAUGUGGAAUUAUCUGAAACAAUUCUAUAAUUAUCUCUGUAUAUAAAAUGUAUUUCUAAGUCACCUACCACCUUGGUAUGUCUAAAUGUUGGACAAAAUUAAGACCUAUCAGAAUUUAUACAAAGAUGGUGUUAUUUUAUCUGUUCUCUGAGAACAGCAAUGUGAAUUUAAGUGUUCCUUUAUGUCUGUCCCCUUACCCUUCUUUAUAAACUAUAACAAGUGCUGAAAGUAAAUAUGUAGAACUCAACAGUAUACUAAACAUUCCUAUUUGUUUUUCAAACGGACAAACUAUUGUUAUGUUAAAGAGAAAAAGUAUAUCUGAAGCAACCUGGGUAAACUGUCAAAAAUAUAAUAGCUAUUGUUGUGAGUUUCAGCUUAGAGAUUCAUAGUGGGUUUUGUAGUUUCAUUUUUGUUUUGUAGUGCUUUAAGUUAUACUAAGGAGACAGGGUCUUUUCCCUGUAACUAUUCAGUACCAAAGACACUUUUGUUCCUAGCACAAGUUUCCAACAAUUGAUUCUUUUCAAGAUCAUAUUCAUUCCCUUCUCUUUUAUGUUUUAUGUGAAGCUUAAUGCAUCUUCCCCACCUUGAUACCAGUCUAUCUGCUUGAGAGAACUGGUCAGAACUUCUUAUCUAUUGAGGAAUUGUUUUCUUCUGCACCAAAAGAUACUUUACUCAUAGAAUAUAAUAUGAUAAAACAUUGAGGCAAUUCUAUGCUUAUAUCUCAAGUCUUAGAAUACAACAGAAAAUAGAAACAGAACAAGGUGUUUCUGUUGCUAUGUCUAUUUUACUGUUGAUAAGAAUAAAAGUGCUGUUUUAUCUCCAGGAUCACUUCCCAAUAGAUUAUACAUUCCCCACUGAAAUGUAUAGUAUAUUUCAGUUGAAAAAAGUACUGCAUUUCUUUUCUAAAACAUACACAGUAACACUAUUGUGCUUCAUUCAUACUUAUUGUAUUUGUUAAAGGGUUUACAUUGUACAACUUCUAUGAGGAUAACUUGGAAAAAUAGUUGGAAUGGAAGUUGUUUAGGUGUUUGAAGUGCACGCAGUGCGAGCAUUUAAAUAUGGGCAGAGGACAAGUGUCCAUAUCACUCAAAUUACCAGCAUAACUGGCACUAAUUGGCAAGCUGGAGGGCAGUCUCAGCAGAGGGGGCAAAAGCUGAAUGAGCCAUGAAAGCAGAGCUAGGCUUUCACUACUAGAGAUGAACCCCUCCAGAGCAAAAGAUUGAGAGAAACUGCUGUUUUCAUCUAUGGAAAAAGUGAAGAGGGAAAUGUUAUUUACCCCUUCACAUAACACAAGAACCAGGGGUCACCCAAUUAAAUUAAUAGACAGCAAGUUUAAAACAAACAAAAGGAAGUACUUCUUCACACAACUCACAGGCAGCCUGUGGACCUCGUUGCCAGGAGAUGUCAUGAAGGCUAAAAGUAUAACAGGGUUCAAAAAAGAGUUAGAAAGUUCAUGGAGGAUAGGUCUGUGGAUGGCUAUUAGCCAAGAUGGUCAGGGACACAACCCCAUGCCCUAGGUAGCCCUAAACAUCUGACUGCAAGAAGCUGGGAAUGGAUGACAAGGGAUGGAUCACUCAAUAAUUGCCCUGUUCUGUUCAUUCUCUUUGAAACAUCUGGCACCAGCCACUGGUGGAAGACAGGAUACUGGACUAGACGGACUAUUGGUCUGACUCAGAAUGGUCACUCUUACGUUCUUAUGUUUCAUCACCCCAUGGUCAUUCUUCUUCCUUUUCCUCUUUUACCAUAUUUUCCAUCUUACCAAAUUUCCCUUUGAUUCAGACUCUUGAACUUUUAGUCAGUGCGGUGCCAUUCGCUGCCAUACUUAUUGGAAGAUCCAAUUCUGCACAGCAGAGACAAUGAACAAGUUCAAAAAUACAGGAAGACUAGAAUGUUUAAAAGAAGAAUUAAACCGAUAUGACAGAUUCACCCAGACAUUCUGGUUGCUUUGUGCCAGUCUGGCAAAACAAAGCAGUUGUAAACCUGGUUUAACUGUCUGGCUAAACUGGGUUUAUAGCUAAUUUAUAUUGCCAGAAUGACCCAAAGGCAGAGACUAGUAUUGGUAAAUCUAGCCCAAUAUUUUAAGUGGAGAAACCAGGCUAAAUUCUGCACUCAGUUACACCUAUGUAAUCUCAUUGGCUUCCUGAAAUAAAGAGGAAAUCCAGUGGUGUAACUAAAAGCAAUUUUUAUUUUACAAUCAUAGAAAUAUAGGGCUGGAAGGGACAGCAUAGGUCAGCUAAUACAUCCCUCCACUCUGAUGCAGGUUUACGUUACUUAGACCAAUGUCUAGAUAUAGAAACUUUGGUAAAUUUUAUCAAAAUGAAUCAUUAAUUUCAAUGGACAGUUUAAACUGCUAUGAAAUCUCAGAUGUUUUUUAUUAAAUGAAUACCACAAUUAUGCUAAAGA
Dermochelys coriacea (leatherback sea turtle) is the source of this 7010-nucleotide messenger RNA. It is a transcript of the gene SERTAD4, whose product is annotated as SERTA domain containing 4. NCBI's taxonomy places the organism in Eukaryota, Metazoa, Chordata, Testudines, Dermochelyidae. The coding region runs from base 679 to 1716 and encodes 345 amino acids. Gene Ontology annotation, cellular component: nucleus. The transcript is spliced from 4 exons. The record is from RefSeq and is a predicted model, not a curated record.